UAUUCCUCGUACCUCGUUGUGCCUUGUACAACGGCUAUAACUUGUCACCGAUUUUCAGUAGUUCUUCGGGCGUCUUAUCAAGUUGCACGUAGUUAUACAGUAAUAUUCCUAGUGUUUUUACAGUGUAUAUAAUGUGCCGAUUAUCUACGUACAUUCAAAUUACAGUCAAACGUUUUCUACAAUAACAUCUUGUUAUCAACGCUAUCUACUCGUGCGAUUUCAAUGAGAUUGCAAGGUGUACGAGAAUUUAUUUAUUAUUUCGACGGAUGUCGGCGAACACAUUCUUUCAUUUUGUGUCAGUAGAAAACGAAAAGAGCCUCGAAAGGAAAACAUAUAUGUACAUAUAUUUUAAUAAAGUGAGGUGAAAAGCAAGUGACAUGUCUGGAAGGGCAAAUCUGGCAUUUGAAGACACUCAAUUAAAUACAUUAGAAGAUGGUCGCCAGCGAAGUGAACCUAUUAUGCAUCAGAAUACUAAUUCUUAUCGUGAAGCAAGAAAGCCUUGGGCGACUAACAGUAAUGCAAUCAAUGCUUAUCUCUCAAAACAUCAAAGGGUUUUUAAGAUCUUUGGCUUGAUAGUUUUAAAUCUUCUUAUCAUAGUCUAUUUAGUCUUUGCAGGCAUAUAUUGGAAAAAUAAACAAAAAAAUGCAAAUUGCGAUUUUCAAUGGUGCGAAGGCUUUGGGUUUCUGCUCAUCCUUACAGGACUUAUUUAUUUUGGUUUAUUUUAUUUUUUGAUUAUAAAACGAUAUUUUGGGAAGUACAUUUUACAAUGCUGUCAACCAGCAAUAAAUUCUUUAAAGCGCUUACAAAGUACCAAAUAUGGGACGCGCAUCGGAGCGACGGUUUUCUACUUAAUUAUACUAAUAGCUAUCAUUACUUUUCUUAUCAUCGAUACCGUAAAUUCAAGAGAGAGGCUGAUUAGUAUUCUCUGUGUUAUCUUCUUGUUGGGAUUAGGUUGGAUAUUCUCUAAACAUCCGGGACAGGUCAAUUGGAGACCUGUUAUUUGGGGCUUGAUAUUACAAUUUAUGCUUGGACUUGUCACACUUCGAUGGCCUGUUGGUCGCAGCAUUUUCCAAUGCGUGUCUGACAAAGUGGCCGCUUUCUUGGAUUACGCUAAAGCUGGCGCUAGCUUUGUAUUCUCAGAAGACAUAGUCAAGAAAGGAGUCUUUGCUUUUGCCGUGCUGCCUGUGAUUUUUUUCUUUAGCUUCAUAACACAAAUUAUGUGCUAUCUGGGUACAAUGCAGUGGAUCAUCGUAAAAUUAGGAUGGAUUCUGCAAAGCAUAAUGGGCACAACGCUGUGUGAAUCGUUAUCCACCGUUGCUAAUCCUUUCAUUGGAAUGUCAGAAUCCCCACUUUUGAUUAAACCAUAUAUCAAUCAAUUGACUUCCUCUGAGCUUCAUGCUAUAUUGGGCUCGGGAUUUUCUACGGUUUCUGGCUCAGUAUUAGCCGCUUAUAUAAAAUUUGGUGCUGAACCGGCUCAUUUAAUAACCGCUUCCAUAAUGUCUGCACCGAGUGCUUUAGCCUAUUCCAAGUUAUUUUAUCCAGAAACUGAGCAAAGUGUCACGAAAUUCGAAAAUAUUAAACUUGAAAAAUCGUCGGACAGUAAUAUUUUGGAUGCCGCAACGAAUGGCGCAUUAGCCGCACUCCCAAUCGUUUUGGGCAUAGUCGCGAAUAUCGUAGCUUUUGUGGCCUUCAUUGCAUUUGUAAAUGGAAUACUCUCAUGGUUCGGUGGCCUGGUUGGUUACGAACAACUAAGUCUCGAGGUGAUAUUGGCGAAAGUUUUUAUGCCACUGAGUUGGAUCAUGGGCGUUCCUUGGGAACACUGCGAAGACGUGGGGACGUUGAUAGGUUUGAAGAUAGUGGUGAAUGAAUUAGUCGCUUAUCAAAGGCUGGGCGAAUACAAGGACCUGGGCCGAAUAUACGGAAGAUCGGAAGCAAUAGCCACAUUCGCGAUCUGCGGCUUCGCGAAUCCAAGCUCAAUUGGCAUCCAGGUCGGCACUUUUUCAUCUUUGGCGCCAGAGAAGAAAGAGCAAGUAAUUGAUGUCGUUGUGCGAGCUUUUUUUACUGGUACCGCCGUCUGUUUUCUCACAGCCAGCAUCGCCGGUAUGUUAAUUGAGGAUACUUCAUUAUACUCCACAAACGCUACAACGCCAACACCAAAUUCCACUUCAACGACACUAACUUCGUUAAAUAUAAUUUAAAAAGUUAUAUUAAGAAAUUGUGUCACAAUAUUAUAUACAAUCGUAUUAAAAUUCACAUAUUUUGGUCUCAUC
This is a messenger RNA of Vollenhovia emeryi, 2270 nucleotides long. It is a transcript of the gene CNT2, whose product is annotated as solute carrier family 28 member 3-like. The record is from RefSeq and is a predicted model, not a curated record. Lineage: Eukaryota; Metazoa; Arthropoda; Insecta; Hymenoptera; Formicidae. Gene Ontology annotation, biological process: nucleoside transmembrane transport. The transcript has 13 exons. Gene Ontology annotation, cellular component: membrane. Bases 378 to 2198 code for a protein of 606 amino acids. Gene Ontology annotation, molecular function: nucleoside:sodium symporter activity.